AUGCGGGAUGGUGGCCUGGGCAGGUUGCAGAAGAGGAUGCGGGGUCAUUUCGGCGACAGACUGAGCCCCGAUGAUGCCUAUCUCAGCUAUCAUGAUAUCCGAUGUAUGGACCCCGCUUCUUCAUCUCGACUGCCGCGGCUAAUCAGGAACACAGUGACUCGGGAGGAUAUGCAAUGCCUGAAGAACGAUUGGCUGACCGACAACAUCAUCUCGUUCUGGGAAGAAUACCUUGAACAUGAAUUUCUGGUUCAAUACAAGACCUCGCAUAUUGUUCUCCUUCGACCCAGCAUGUCGUUUAUGCUUUUCCAGACUCCGGACCCGCGCUCACUGCGUUCAGCCCUGCCCGACUUCUCGCAAACCACCCACGUCUUCCUGCCUAUCAAUGAUUGUCACAACAAGAUGCAAGCCGAGGGAGGCACGCACUGGUCACUGUUAUUGAUUUCUAUCGUGGAUGGGGUUGCUUUCCACUAUGACUCACUGGCUUUCGGAAAUCACGACGAAGCCCGAUAUGUGACUGCGCAAUUCGGUAAACUGCUGGGACGACCGUUGGCCUUUCAGCACUUGAGAGAUUCCCCUCAGCAGGACGGCGGUAGUGACUGCGGCGUGUUUGUGUGUAUGAACAUGCGUCACAUCCUCCUCAAGCGGCUGCUCAUGGCUACUGCGAACGAAAAGGUGAGCAUGAGCCUGGGCGGAAAGAAGGUGGACGCCCACGCAGCGCGCAAAGAGAUGGCCAAAAUCAUUGAAGGUUUCCGGAAAGAAGGAGAGCGACGACGAUCGGUCAAGUCCCCGUCCCCUCGUCCUACUCAACAAGCCUCGCGACCGCGCCUUCGUUAUUUCCUCCACUAUCAGCCCGGCUUUGCUCACUACGAAAUGGACGCCCAAGCAUACCUCAUCCGACAUGGAUGGUCCGGUCCUGGAAACCCUCUCAAUCCGAAUAAACGGCCUGGCCCCCACGGCGGUCUCGGUCUGACGAGACCGAUCCUCGUCUCGCGCAAACAAAACAAUCACGGCGUGGGCAAGAAAACUACCAAAGAUCCUACCAAUCAAUGGUGGCUGCGAGGAUUCGAAGAUGCGCUCAAGGGGAUCGGCGAGGAGAAACCAGAAAUCAAACCAGCGAACAAUGCCCUGACAAGCGAGUUGUACCGACACUUUGUGCGUGGGGAAUGCCUUGCCGGCACUAUCGAGAAGAAAGUCGCCGUGGAAGCAGUAGUGACCAAGGUCAGGUCUUCGUCCAAGCGAAAGCGUGACACCGAGGAUGAAGGCGAGCGGCGAGCGAGAAAGGAGGCAAAGGCCGCCCGGAAGGAGGAGAAAGCAGCGCGGAAGGAGAAACGAGCUACGCGCAGGGAGGAAAAAGCCAAGCGACGCAAGCUCAAGGAAGCAAGUGGAUCGGCAGUCACAUCUUCCGGUGAUUCUUCUGCCUCUGAGGAACGGAUGGAGAGCAAAGAAGAAAGGCGGCUGAGGAAAAAGGAGAAGAAGGAACGCAAGGAACGCAAAGCAGAGGAAAAGAAGUUGAAGCAAUCGAGACGCACUGCAAGCGAAGAAGACUACCCCACUCCUAUGCUGACGAAUGAAGAUGGGGGAGAAAACACUGCCACUUCUGCUUCUUCUGACGAGGCCGAGAUCUUGGCGAAGAAGAAGAAGGAAAAGAAAGAGAGCAAGGGGUCCAAAAGCAAGAGCCGGGCCAAGGAAAGCGGCGAAGAAAAAGAGUCCGACCUGAAGAGCUCCAAAAAGGAGAAGAAGGAUAAAAAGGCAAAACUUGCUUGA
Messenger RNA from Penicillium oxalicum, 1764 nucleotides. RefSeq lists its product as uncharacterized. The transcript has 6 exons. NCBI's taxonomy places the organism in Eukaryota, Fungi, Ascomycota, Eurotiomycetes, Eurotiales, Aspergillaceae. Bases 1 to 1764 code for a protein of 587 amino acids. Gene Ontology annotation, biological process: proteolysis. The record is from RefSeq and is a predicted model, not a curated record. Gene Ontology annotation, molecular function: deNEDDylase activity; cysteine-type peptidase activity.